Molecule: messenger RNA, 2904 nt
Organism: Pongo pygmaeus (Bornean orangutan)
Lineage: Eukaryota; Metazoa; Chordata; Mammalia; Primates; Hominidae
Gene: YWHAZ
Product: tyrosine 3-monooxygenase/tryptophan 5-monooxygenase activation protein zeta
Exons: 6
Coding region: 187-924 (245 amino acids)
Source: RefSeq, a predicted model, not a curated record
CCACCUCGCCCCCACCUCGGCGCCCACCCAUUGUCCCCUCGCGCAGUCACCGAGCGCAGAUCCCGCGCUCUCGAUUGGAACGCCUCCCCAUCACUCAGCCACACUGAGGGGCUGGACGCCUCACUCCCGUUUCCGAGCCAUAAAAGGUCUAGGACCGCUUCCCCCGAGCCAGCAGAACAUCCAGUCAUGGAUAAAAAUGAGCUGGUUCAGAAGGCCAAACUGGCCGAGCAGGCUGAGCGAUAUGAUGACAUGGCAGCCUGCAUGAAGUCUGUAACUGAGCAAGGAGCUGAAUUAUCCAAUGAGGAGAGGAAUCUUCUCUCAGUUGCUUAUAAAAAUGUUGUAGGAGCCCGUAGGUCAUCUUGGAGGGUCGUCUCAAGUAUUGAACAAAAGACGGAAGGUGCUGAGAAAAAACAGCAGAUGGCUCGAGAAUACAGAGAGAAAAUUGAGACGGAGCUAAGAGAUAUCUGCAAUGAUGUACUGUCUCUUUUGGAAAAGUUCUUGAUCCCUAAUGCUUCACAAGCAGAGAGCAAAGUCUUCUAUUUGAAAAUGAAAGGAGAUUACUACCGUUACUUGGCUGAGGUUGCCGCUGGUGAUGACAAGAAAGGGAUUGUGGAUCAGUCACAACAAGCAUACCAAGAAGCUUUUGAAAUCAGCAAAAAGGAAAUGCAACCAACACAUCCUAUCAGACUGGGUCUGGCCCUUAACUUCUCUGUGUUCUAUUAUGAGAUUCUGAACUCCCCAGAGAAAGCUUGCUCUCUUGCAAAGACAGCUUUUGAUGAAGCCAUUGCUGAACUUGAUACAUUAAGUGAAGAGUCAUACAAAGACAGCACGCUAAUAAUGCAAUUACUGAGAGACAACUUGACAUUGUGGACAUCGGAUACCCAAGGAGACGAAGCUGAAGCAGGAGAAGGAGGGGAAAAUUAACCGGCCUUCCAACUUUUGUCUGCCUCAUUCUAAAAUUUACACAGUAGACCAUUUGUCAUCCAUGCUGUCCCACAAAUAGUUUUUUGUUUACGAUUUAUGACAGGUUUAUGUUACUUCUAUUUGAAUUUCUAUAUUUCCCAUGUGGUUUUUAUGUUUAAUAUUAGGGGAGUAGAGCCAGUUAACAUUUAGGGAGUUAUCUGUUUUCAUCUUGAGGUGGCCAAUAUGGGGAUGUGGAAUUUUUAUACAAGUUAUAAAUGUUUGGCAUAGUACUUUUGGUACAUUGUGGCUUCACAAGGGCCAGUGUAAAACUGCUUCCAUGUCUAAGCAAAGAAAACUGCCUACAUAUUGGUUUGUCCUGGUGGGGAAUAAAAGGGAUCAUUGGUUCCAGUCACAGGUGUAGUAAUUGUGGGUACUUUAAGGUUUGGAGCACUUACAAGGCUGUGGUAGAAUCAUACCCCAUGGAUACCACAUAUUAAACCAUGUAUAUCUGUGGAAUACUCAAUCUCAAUGUGCACACCUUUGACUACAGCUGCAGAAGUGUUCCUUUAGACAAAGUUGUGACCCAUUUUACUCUGGAUAAGGGCAGAAACGGUUCACAUUCCAUUAUUUGUAAAGUUACCUGCUGUUAGCUUUCAUUAUUUUUGCUACACUCAUUUUAUUUGUAUUUAAAUGUUUUAGGCAACCUAAGAACAAAUGUAAAAGAUGCAGGAAAAAAUGAAUUGCUUGGUAUUCAUUACUUCAUGUAUAUCAAGCACAGCAGUAAAACAAAAACCCAUGUAUUUAACUUUUUUUUUAGGAUUUUUGCUUUUGUGAUUUUUUUUUUUUUUGAUACUUGCCUAACAUGCAUGUGCUGUAAAAAUAGUUAACAGGGAAAUAACUUGAGAUGAUGGCUAGCUUUGUUCAAUGUCUUAUGAAAUUUUCAUGAACAAUCCAAGCAUAAUUGUUAAGAACACGUGUAUUAAAUUCGUGUAAGUGGAAUAAAAGUUUUAUGAAUGGACUUUUCAACUACUUUCUCUACAGCUUUUCAUGUAAAUUAGUCUUGGUUCUGAAACUUCUCUAAAGGAAAUUGUACAUUUUUUGAAAUUUAUUCCUUUUUCCCUCUUGGCAGCUAAUGGGCUCUUACCAAGAUUAAACACAAAAUUUAUCAUAACAAAAAUACUACUAAUAUAACUACUGUUUCCAUGUCCCAUGAUCCCCUCUCUUCCUCCCCACCCUGAAAAAAAUGAGUUCCUAUUUUUUCUGGGAGAGGGGGAGAUUGAUUAGAAAAAAAUGUAGUUAUGUUCCAUUUAAAAUUUUGGCAUAUGGCAUUUUCUAACUUAGGAAGCCACAAUGUUCUUGGCCCAUCAUGACAUUGGGUAGCAUUAACUAUAAGUUUUGUGCUUCCAAAUCACUUUUUGGUUUUUAAGAAUUUCUUGAUACUCUUAUAGCCUGCCUUCAAUUUUGAUCCUUUAUUCUUUCUAUUCGUCAGGUGCACAAGAUUACCUUCCUGUUUUAGCCUUCUGUCUUGUCACCAACCAUUCUUACUUGGUGGCCAUGUACUUGGAAAAAGGCCGCAUGAUCUUUCUGGCUCCACUCAGUGUCUAAGGCACCCUGCUUCCUUUGCUUGCAUCCCACAGACUAUUUCCCUCAUCCUAUUUACUGCAGCAAAUCUCUCCUUAGUUGAAGAGAUUGUGUUUAUCUCCCUUUAAAACCCUACCUAUCCUGAAUGGUCUGUCAUUGUCUGCCUUUAAAAUCCUUCCUCUUUCUUCCUCCUCUAUUCUCUAAAUAAUGAUGGGGCUAAGUUAUACCCAGUAUAACUUACAAAAUAUUUACAAAAUAUUUCCUCAGUACUUUGCAGAAAACACCAAACAAAAAUGCCAUUUUAAAAGAGGUGUAUUUUUUCUUUUAGAAUGUAAGCUCCUCAAGAGCAGGGACAAUGUUUUCUGUAUGUUCUAUUGUGCCUAGUACACUGUAAAUGCUCAAUAAAUAUUGAUGAUGGGA